Molecule: messenger RNA, 2631 nt
Organism: Malania oleifera
Lineage: Eukaryota; Viridiplantae; Streptophyta; Magnoliopsida; Santalales; Ximeniaceae
Product: exocyst complex component EXO70A1-like
Exons: 1
Coding region: 25-2037 (670 amino acids)
Biological process (GO): exocytosis
Cellular component (GO): exocyst
Molecular function (GO): phosphatidylinositol-4,5-bisphosphate binding
Source: RefSeq, a predicted model, not a curated record
CUAAGCUGGAGCUUCUUUUGAGCAAUGGCUGAGGUAGAGGGCAUUCAGAAUCUUGUGGCUGCUAGGAAUUUUUUGAAAUCUAGCUUAGAGAAAUCAAAAGCUCUUGCUUCUGCAAUAGAGAAAACUGGACCAAGAUUGGAAGAGAUUCACCAAAGAUUACCAGCACUAGAAGCUGCCUUCCAGCCCAUCCUUGUGCAGAUGCGUGCUCUUGUUGCAGUUAGAGGCCAUAUAAAUCGUGCUGUUGCACCUGCAGCUGCAGUUCUGAAGGUAUUUGAUGCAGUCCAUGAGCUCAAGAACUCGCUCUUGUCUAACCCAUGUUUGGAUCUCCCUGAAUACCUCACAGUCAUGAACCAGCUAGAGGAGGCAUUGAAGUUCCUCGCUGGCAAUUGUAGACUAGCAAUUCAGUGGUUGGAAGACAUUGCUGAAUUUCUGGAAGAGAAUGCUGUAAUUACCAAUGAUCGAUACCUCUCAAAUUUGAAUAAGUCCCUGAAAAUUCUUCAGGAGCUAGAGGUGGCCAUGAAGCAUGCCUCACUUAAUGGAGGACUUCUAAAUGUUGCAUUUGACCAGCUAGAAAUUGAAUUCAAGCGACAACUUGCAGAAAUCAGUGUUCCGGUUCCAAAGGCAGCAAAAGUGUCCAUUGCUCCCUCACCUUUACCACUUUCUGUGAUUAAGAAGUUGGAAGCCAUCAUUGAAAGAUUAAAAGGUAAGGACCAGCUUGAAAAUUGUGCUUCUGCUUAUAUUGAAGUUCGGAUCUCAAAUGUUAAAGCAAGCUUACAAGCUCUUGAUUUGGACUACCUCAAGCUAUCAAUAUCCAAAUUUGACUAUGUGCAGAUUGUGGAGGGUUCAAUAGAUGAAUGGAGCAAGCAUCUAGAGUUUGCUGUGAAGUAUCUGCUUGAGCUUGAGCACAAACUCUGCAACGAACUCUUUGGAAAAAUAGGAUUGGAUUUCAGUAUCAAUUGCUUUGCAAAGAUAGUCACAAAAUCGGGAUUCCUUGAUUUUCUCCAAUUCGGAAACAAAGUUACUGAAAGUAAGAAGGACCCUAUAAAGCUCUUGAAACUAUUGGAAAUUUUCUCAGCUCUUAACAACCUGAGAUUGGAUUUUAAUAGACUUUUCAGCGGGAAAGCUUGCAUUGAUAUCCAGACUAUGACCCGAAAUCUCAUUAAGAGGAUUGUCUACAGGGCUCACAAGAUUUUCUGGGAGCUUUCGCCCCAAGUGGAAUCACAAAGGCAGACUCCUCCACCUGCAGAUGGCACUGUUCCGAGGCUAGUAACCUUCGUCACUGAAUACUGCAAUCAGCUUUUGGGGAACAAGUACAAGCCCAUCUUGACCCACAUUCUGGCAAUUCAUCAGAGCUGGAAGCACGAGAGAUUUCACGAGGAACUUAUAAUAGAGGAGAUUCGUAAUAUAAUGAAGGAACUUGAGCUGAACCUUGAGGCAUGGUCAGACACCUAUGAUGACACAGCCCUGUCCAACAUUUUCAUGAUAAACAAUAUGUGGUAUUUCUAUACAACUCAGCAUAACACACAUCUUGGAGCUUUGAUGGGGGAUGGCUGGUUAAGGGGACAUGAACAGUCAAUGGAGUAUUUCAUCAGUGCCUACUUAGGAGAUAGUUGGGGAAAGCUUGCUGCUCUGUUGAGCCAGGAGGGUCAAACAGUGUUAUCUGACAGGAGGGAAACCACCUGUAAUUUGUUGAAGAAAAGACUAAAGGAAUUUAAUGAAGAAUUUGAUGGAAUACAAAAGAAGCAUUCCAACUAUGUAUUGUCUGACAAAAGGUUAAGGGAAAAGAUAUGCCAGCUCAUCAUCCAGGUGAUUGUUCCAGUGUAUAGAAGUUACUUGCAGGAUUAUGAGACCCUGAUUGAAUUGGACACGGGUGACAGCAAGUACACAAUAUACAAUGCAGAGAAUUUGGAGAAUAUGCUUAGCUCUCUCUUCCAGCCAAAAAUAUGGACAUGCGGCAGCACCAAGAACACACAUUUGAUCAGCCAAACCAGAAGUGCUGUUACCAAUCGGACUGGCUUGGCUCUUAUCGCCACUUGAUUUAUGAGCUAUCCCUUAGGUAAUUGGCUUUUCUAACACCCACUGAAAGAGAAGGGUAUAUUUUUUAUUUAAAAAACGAAAAAGAAAAGGCAAAAAACAGUUUUUCACCUUGAACUUUGUGGUUUGUUUAUAAAUGGCCCCUUUAGUAUUGAUUGCAAUUGGAUGCUCUAGACUGAAUUAACCUUGAUAAUACAUUUGACACAAUAAUACUAUUGGGGGUAUUUAGAACCCAACCCCAAUGUUUAAGGUCCAAAAAUUCAAUCCACAAUUGCUCCUCCCUUCCCCACCACCUGCCUGCAGUGCACAUUUGAAGCUCCUCUUCCUUGCCACAAGUGUUUGCAAGAGGUUCUCAGAGAAAACCAAUAUUUCAUGAUGAUCUAAGUACUAAUCACCAGAAAAAGAAUUUUCUUUUUAAUUAUUUUAGUUUCUAUAGUUUUAAGGUCAGCAUUAUUUUACUCACGUCUUAGCUUAUUGACUUAACUGGUACAUCGUUGAUGCUGAAAUUUUUUGUAUUAGAAAAGUCUCUGCAUUUGCUAGGAUGAAUGUUAUGUGCAUGCCAUCUUUAAUGGAGCUUGUAGAUCUUUAAAAUUUAGG